Messenger RNA from Schistosoma margrebowiei, 1767 nucleotides. The record is from the annotation of a GenBank genome assembly. Lineage: Eukaryota; Metazoa; Platyhelminthes; Trematoda; Strigeidida; Schistosomatidae.
AUGUUGAAACUACAAAAACUCAUUAUUGACAGUAGAUUAGUGGCGAUAUCUUUGUCUGAAUAUGGUGAAGAUCUUGGUAUAUAUGUACGUGGAAUUAAUCCAGGAAGUGGAGCUAGUCAAGCAAAACCAAUUCAUGAUAAUAUUAAUAAUGAAACAAAUCCAUUACAAUUUGAUAAAUGUUUGUUUACUUCACAAUAUUUGCAAAUUGGUGAUAGAUUAAUAUCAGUGUUAAUUCUAUCGAAGCGUCGAAUAAAUGGUCAAUUAAUCACUGGAUUAACACAAGAUGAUGCAUUAAAACUAGUGUCAUCUACCACAGAUGAAGUGAUAUUAACUGUAAUACGUUAUACUAAACAAGACACAGAGUACAGUACAUCAUUAAUUAUAACAGCGACAAAAUCACAGUUAACUUCAAUGGCUGAUUCCGAGAGUAAAGUGUCUGAUUUACAAUGUAUUGAUUGUUUCUUACAUGAAUCUUUGUUAUCAAAUUAUAAAGAGUUUGUAAAAUGUGAUGAUAGUCUUGGUGAUAUUGAUAAUGAACAAUUAUUAAACGUAUCCAUCAAUCAGCAUAAUACAACACUGAAAAUACUUAGUGAAAUAAUAAAUUGUCUUCAUUCAGCUUAUGUGAACCCAGCUUUCAUUGUUCAAUUAUUUGCACAUUUAUUACAUCGUUUAAAUGCACGACUAUUCAAUUUUAUUAUUGGCUAUGAUUGUGAAAAAAAUAAAUUAAUUAAUAAUUCCACUCACAUUUCACCUAUAUGGGGUAAAUGCUUACAUGAUUGGAUUCAUUUAUGUUUAAGUGAUUGGGCUAGUGCACAUGGGUUAAGUUUAGCUACGGAAUGUUACUUACAAAGAAUAAGUCAGGAUUCAACGCUAAGAUCGUUUACUCAGUCAAAAAACGAUACUAAAAAUAAUAAUAAUUCAAGUGUUACACAAUUAAAACACCUUCAGUUACCAAAACCAUCAUGUAUCAAUAACGCUUCUUCUCAUACCCCUCCUAAUGUUCACAUUGAUAUGAAAUUAAGCAUCGACACGAAUUGCUCCAAUAUUCGUAACAUUAUUCAUUCAGAUUACAAUAGAAAAUUGAAAUAUCAAAGUAAUACUAUUCGUCAAAUUAUUAAUAAUAGUAAUGGUGAUAAAAUUUCAGAUAGUUUCCCUAAUCCGCCAAAUGAUUAUAAUUUAUUGUACAAAAAUCGUUCAGUACCCACUUGUACCAGUAAUAAUAAUAUUUAUGAUGAACCAUCCAUAUCAGAAUAUAAUUUGUGUAAUGAAAGUUUUUUAUCAGCAUCCAAACCAGAAAAAUCUGGAAUGGGGAAAUUAUCUCCCCAUACUACAUUUUAUCAACAUCAUCAUAAGACUAACAUUACUAAUCAUGGUAAAUUUGAACAAAAUGCUCUCCUUACAAGACCAUGUCAUCGACCUACAGAACAAUCAAACAGUUUCGAUGAUCGUUUAACUAUACCUUGGUUUACUCAACUGAGUGAGGUUAUGACAACAAGUCCAGUAACAUCCAAUGAUACUCAAUCAAUUCUUCAUAAAGAAUCAAUAUCUUCAAGACUGCUGGUUAAUUCAAGUUCAGCCCACUCUCCAUCGACCACUUUAUCUGUUUACUCGUCAGCAAACCAAUCUUCUAUGGUUUUAAUAGAUCCUUUUACUUUGAAUGAAUUCAUUCAUACUUCAUCUCUAUCAUCAUCAACCUACAAAUCAGGAUCGACGAAUUGUUUAGAGAAAAAAACCGCCUUAUUUAUUCAAAAUUGGAUACACAAUUGA